UGCAUUUACAUGGAAUUUUAGUUCUCCCCGGAGAAAUCAGACAGAGGAAGAGCGCCGUCGAAGAACAUUGCAGCGAUGGGUUCAACGGCCGCCCUUAAAGAACUACAGAGAGACCUUGAGAACAAAGCCAACGAUCUCAGCAAACUCCAAAAAGAUAUUGCGAAGAAUCACCAAGUCCGAAAGAAGUACACUAUUCAGCUCGGAGAAAACGAGCUCGUGCUAAAGGAAUUGGAUCUGUUGAAUGAGGAUGCGAAUGUUUACAAGUUAAUCGGGCCAGUGCUAGUGAAACAGGACUUGGCCGAAGCAAAUGCCAAUGUUCGCAAGCGAAUAGAUUACAUCUCUGCCGAAUUGAAGCGUUUGGAUGCCACACUCCAAGAUUUAGAAGAAAAGCAAAACAGCAAGAAAGAAGCGAUUUUUAAGGUACAACAAAGAAUUCAGUCUCUCCAGGCUGGAAAAGGCAAAGCAUAACAUGCCCGUAUUAUCACGAAAAUUCUGCAGUUCUACUGUUGACAUGUCGAGGCACAAAUAUGAUCCCACUUUUUUGAGUGGCUUAAUGUCGUGAUCGCCUAUGAUCAUAUUCUAGGUUGUUAAAGUGUAGUUUUUGUGUUCAAUUUCCAUUUUGCAUUCAGUUGAUGUAAGGGCUGCUGAAGUUGAUGAAUUUUUUUUUACUUUUAUGCUUGUUUGGUUGUUAUAGAUCUUGGUCUCUGAACAUCAAUUGAAUGUCAUAUACAUCGCGAGAAAUUACUUGGCUCUUGUUACUAAAUAUAUUAGGAUUGGAUAGCA
Olea europaea var. sylvestris is the source of this 783-nucleotide messenger RNA. Its product is annotated as prefoldin subunit 6. The record is from RefSeq and is a predicted model, not a curated record. Gene Ontology annotation, cellular component: prefoldin complex; cytoplasm. The coding region runs from base 76 to 468 and encodes 130 amino acids. Gene Ontology annotation, biological process: chaperone-mediated protein complex assembly; protein folding. The transcript is spliced from 5 exons. NCBI's taxonomy places the organism in Eukaryota, Viridiplantae, Streptophyta, Magnoliopsida, Lamiales, Oleaceae. Gene Ontology annotation, molecular function: protein-folding chaperone binding.